This is a messenger RNA of Vollenhovia emeryi, 948 nucleotides long. RefSeq lists its product as uncharacterized. The record is from RefSeq and is a predicted model, not a curated record. NCBI's taxonomy places the organism in Eukaryota, Metazoa, Arthropoda, Insecta, Hymenoptera, Formicidae. The transcript is spliced from 4 exons. Bases 1 to 822 code for a protein of 273 amino acids.
AUGCGAAAUCCUGAUACAAGUUGGAAACAAUUUCCCAUUGUAUUGAAGCAUCAAUACUCAACCUAUAAUAAUGCUAGAAAGGCUCUAGUAAAAGCAGAAGAGGAAACGAAUAUAGAUUCAAAUGUAUCAGAUUGUGAGGUACCUAGGAAAAAGAAAAGACCAAUUCGAUUUGAAUCAGACGACUCGGAUAAUGAUGUUUUUCCAAAGAGAUGCCAAACCAGUACCAUAGCAGUCAGCGACAGCGAAGAUGAUCUUAAUCAGGAAAAUGCUAAAUCUGUUGUUCGAGACAAAGUACAGUCCAUGUUAAAUAAUGUAUCAUUCUGCAAACGGAAACCCUUUUCAGAACAGUCUCUGAAUCGAAUAAGUGGAGAACAAAACAAAAAUAAUUAUACAAUUCUAAAAAAGAUUAAUUCAGAUAAUAAGGGUACAAAACACAUCAUUGUUGAGAAUCCAAUUGAGGGUAACGUCAAGAGAAAAUACCAGCACAUAGCUGAAUACAAGAAAAGUAAUUUAUGCCAAGAAAAAAGUACUACUUUGUCUUGUAAGACUUUAAAAUAUCGCAGUGCUAAGAAUGCAUAUGAACAUGAUAGCUUGGUUAAUAUCGGUGUUGCGGAUCGAGGUAGUAUCAAAGAUAUCAGAGAUGAUAUCAGCGCUAAGAAUGCAGAUGUUGACGAUGAUAAUAAUGAAGAAUUAGUCUUGACAAGAAGUGCUUCCGUUCUUUCAUCACGUGGGUUUACCUCACCUUCUAAUAGAUCUGAUGACAACUUCGAUAUUCAAAAUUCACAUUCCCUUACGAUAGAUGAUGCAAGUCCAGGUAUAUAGCUUUCUAAUUUUCAAUCCUAAUCUACUCAAGAGGGUAUAUCUUUAUUGCCUCGUUAAAAUACUACAAUAUCUCUUAAAUGGUUUUAUGAAAACUGUCGAAGUACUGUAUAUAAUGAUGACAAACAA